Messenger RNA from Amphibalanus amphitrite, 1195 nucleotides. RefSeq names its product transmembrane protein 17-like. Gene Ontology annotation, biological process: non-motile cilium assembly. Bases 399 to 968 code for a protein of 189 amino acids. The record is from RefSeq and is a predicted model, not a curated record. Gene Ontology annotation, cellular component: ciliary transition zone. The transcript has 2 exons. Lineage: Eukaryota; Metazoa; Arthropoda; Thecostraca; Balanomorpha; Balanidae.
GUCUCCAUCACUGCUUGUUUUUUGGCUGUCUGUGGUAUUGGGCUGUGUUGCUGGGUGAUUGUGAUAAUAUUUUGAUGAUUAACCUUUUUAUUCAGCGGUAGAGAAUUCUGAAAAUCCCAGGGGGUGCUACAAACCCCUAUUUAUCCACCCCUGUAGUUUUUAUUUUAAGUUCCAUCCAGUACCAGUAUGAGUGUUUAUGGCAAUGGAAGGUAGCUGAAACAUUUCAUUAUUGUAAUUUUAAUCUUUUGAGACCUGAAUUUCAACAUUCUCUUGAGAGCCUGAGAGCAUUCAUGCCAAGGUUUCUGAGUCUGUUUCAUGAUAAAGAGACAAUAUUUGUAAUGGAGUCAACUUGUGGGUCAAGUCAGCAGAACUUGAUAAAUGAGUAGAGUCCAGUUACGAUGAGUCACAGCAACCGGCGAUGGAGCGUCAACAUCCUGACUGAGGCCAUGUUCCCGGGCAUUGGUCUGGAGCCUGUGGCCAGCGGCCGGCCACCGCGGCCCGCUCUGGGCGCUGAGCUGGUGGCCAGCCUGCCCCUCCAAAUGUGCCUCUACUUCAACAUCCUGUACCUGCCGUGCUGGUCAGCGGUGCUGGCAGUCGUGUUCCACGCCAAGCUGGAUCGGAUGGACUUUCUGAACCGGUACAUCUACGUGACGGUGGUGGUGGGCGCGCUACUGAUGGAGGCCGCGCGGCUCUACGUCGGCUACAUGGGCAGCCUGCGUGAGGACGUGCCCGACCUGGCCGGCUUCUGGCUGAUCACGCUGCUGCUGGCGUGCCCGCUGCACGGCCUGCUGCUGCUGAACCGGGGCGCGCUGCAGCUGGCGCCCGAGCUGGCCGUGCUCUGGCCGCAGGCCGUGUUCGUCACUGCCGAGCUGGUGCUCGGGUACGCGGCCGCCCGCCGGCUGGCCCAGCACCAGGUCAGCAAGUUCCACGCCGCCAGCGCCGCCCGACAGCAGCAGAAGAGCGAGUGAGCCCGGCCGUCAGGGGCCAACCCAGUGAUCUCAUCCGUCCAGUCGGAGGUCGGCGGUCGCCCGAUUCCCGCAGUCUUCGUCACUGAUCUCGCCCAGCGCUGGGCCCGUCAGAAGUGCUUCAUAAUUACAUGUAAGUGCUAGAAGGCACAUAGAUUAUGCGCAAACUCGCAUAACUCCCGCAAACAUGUAUCAAGUCCACUACAUCCAAUAAAUGAAACAGCUUCUAA